UAUAAAUUAUUUAUAAAUUGUAAUUAGUAAAUAAAUAUUGUAGAAGUAGAUUGGUGUAAGGGUUAAGUAUGGUAAAAGUUAAAGAAAUUAAACUUACCACUAAUUCAAUUAGUAAAACUAAUCUUGUGGCAGUAUUAACAAUUGCUGGAUCGGAUUCUUCAGGUGGAGCUGGGAUUGAAGCUGAUUUAAAGACUUUAACAGCUCAUGGAGUUUAUGGUUUAACAUGUAUUAGUGCUUUAACAGCUCAAAAUACUCAAUUAGUCAAAUCAUUUGAAAAGACACCUCAACCAUUACUUGAAAGUAUCUUAGAAUUAAAUUUUAAUGACUUUUUAUUUGGUUACGAUCAUGAACCACCAUUAAAAGUAGUUAAAACAGGUAUGCUUACUAGAGAAGCAAUUAAUGCUUUAACACCUUAUUUAUCAGAAUUAAAUAAAUUUAAUGUCAAAUUAGUAUUGGAUCCAGUAAUGGUUAGUACUUCUGGUUCUACAUUAUUUAAAUUACAAGAUUUAAAAUAUUGUGCUGAUCAUUUAUUCAAACAUGCUUAUUUGAUUACUCCUAAUUUUAUUGAAGCUCAGGCUUUAGUAAAGACUUUGAGUAAUCGCGAUAUCGAAAAAAUCCAAUCAUUAGAUGAUUUACUUAAGUUUGUUAAGGAUGUUCAAACCAUUGUGGGAUGUGAAAAUGUUCUUGUUAAAGGGGGUCAUUUACCAUGGGAUAUUAAUACUGGAAAGCCAACAACCGAUGCAGAUACAGAUACAAAUUCAGAUUUUGCCGAUCAUAUAGUGGUAAAAGAUGUACUUUAUGAAUCUAAACUGGAUACAUUUACUAUUUAUGAAUCAGAAUAUAUAAAUUCCGAAGAUACUCAUGGAACUGGAUGUACAUUAGCUUCAUCAAUUUCAGCUAAUAUUGCUAAAGGUUAUAAUUUAAGUGAUGCUAUACCAUUAUCUAUAGAUUAUAUUCAUCAAGGAAUGAAAUCCAUGGGUCAAAAACUUGGUCAUGGUAAUGGUCCAUUAAAUCAUAUAAAUAAUCCUACUACUAAUAUUAAUUCAAUUAUUGCUAGUAAAUCUCAUCCAUUUAAUCAUAAAGAUGUAUUACAAUACUUUAAGGAACAUCCAAAAAUUAAAGAUAAUUGGAAGGCAUAUACUCAACAUGAAUUUAUUAGACAAGUAGUUCAUGAUAAACUUCCAUUUGAUAGAUUUCUUUACUUUUUAAAGCAAGAUUAUUAUUACUUAAUUAAUUAUGCUCAAAUCCAUGCCUUAGCUGCAUCAGUUGCUCCCACUUAUAAUCAAACUCAUUCUGAAUCUCUUAUUAUUGGUAAUAUUGUUAAUGAAAUUGAAAGACAUAAACAAAAAUUAUGUGAUGAAUAUGAUAUAGAUUAUGAAAGAGAUAAAGAUCUUGAUAUAGAACUUCAACCUGGUUCCGCAUGUUUAGCUUAUUGUGAUUAUUUACUUAAGAUGGGGAAAUCUCAAGAUUUUAUUGGUAUUAAGGUUGCCUUAGCUCCAUGUUUACAUGGGUAUGCUGAAGCGGGGAUUUAUGGAAAGCAAUUAAGAGAAAGUAAUAAAGAUCAAACGAUUUCAGCAGUUUACGAGUCAUGGUUGGGAGAUUAUUCAUCAGAAUGGUAUUUGAAUGCUCAUGAAGAAGGUAAACAAGCACUCAAUGAGUUAUUUAGAGAUGAGAAAUUGACACAAGAGAGAAUAGAUGAGUUGGUGGAUAUUUUCAAUACUGUGACUCGAUUAGAGGAAGCGUUUUGGGAUGAAUGCUUGGAGAGAGUUCAGUAGGGGAUACUAUAGACGUUUAUAGAGGAGUUAUUACAGAAUAUAUGAACUAUUAUGGAUUGGAGUAGGACUACUGAAAUGUAGAAUACUAUGUAAAUCUAUGGGACAGUAGUUGUAGAACAAGACUAUCAUACUCCACUAUAAUCUAC
Messenger RNA from Scheffersomyces amazonensis, 1921 nucleotides. RefSeq names its product trifunctional hydroxymethylpyrimidine kinase/phosphomethylpyrimidine kinase/thiaminase (gene THI20). Gene Ontology annotation, biological process: thiamine biosynthetic process. Lineage: Eukaryota; Fungi; Ascomycota; Pichiomycetes; Serinales; Debaryomycetaceae. The transcript has a single exon. The coding region runs from base 69 to 1775 and encodes 568 amino acids. Gene Ontology annotation, cellular component: cytosol. Gene Ontology annotation, molecular function: hydroxymethylpyrimidine kinase activity; phosphomethylpyrimidine kinase activity. The record is from RefSeq and is a predicted model, not a curated record.